AUGUCGAGUGAAGGGGACUGUGGAAAGAAAAUGUCUGCCAAAGAGGACCCUACAGUGGAGACGAGUGACAAUGAAAUACGUGAGCUGAAUCCUUCUGCAUUGCAAGCUUGUUUCCCACAUGCAGCCUUUGAUUUUCACAAGCUUGCCAAAGUCAUGGAGGCAGAAUUCCAAGAAGUCCGUGAACAGCUGCAGAACAGUUACAACCCUACCAUGAGAAAUGAACACCACAGGUUAAAGUCCCUCUUGUCCUAUACAUCUCAUUCAUCAUGGUCUUUGACAGAAAUGGCAGCUGCUGGGUUUUAGCACACGCUUGUUAAAUCCAGCGUGCAGUGUUUUUGCUGUGGAUUGGUUUUAUUCACCAUGAAGGUUAGAUGUACCCCAUACGAACAGCACAAGAAAUUUUGUCCCACUUGUGAAUUUGUCCUGGGCAAAGAGGUGGGUGAUAUUUCAAAGUACGACAUGUGUGUUCAGAAGUUGGAGAAGAACCCAGCAGAGCACGCCCGCAGGUACAGCACGGAGGAUGCGAGGCUGCAGUCCUUUGGUGGGUGGCCAUUCUACGCCAAAGGAACGAAGCCCGAUUUGCUUGCCAGAGCUGGGUUUUUCUUUACAGGCAAGAAAGAUACAGUGCAGUGUUUUGCUUGUGGUGGAUGUGUGGGAAAUUGGGAAGAUGGUGAUGAUCCUUGGAGAGAACAUGCUAAAUAGUUUCCUGAGUGUGAAUUCCUUCAAAGUAAGAAAUCAAGUGAGGAAAUUAAAAAGUACAUUGAAACCUACAGUGGAUUUUUUGGAGUGGUGAGGAGGCAUUUCACUGCUUCCUUUAUCAAGGGGAAUCUACCUACUGCAACAGGCGAUCUCGCCUUGAACAUCUUUGAGGAUGAAGGAGUUCGACUGGACUCUUUUAAAACUUGGCCAGCAGAAGCCCAUGUGGAAGCCACUGCUCUUGCUAAAGCCGGGUUUUUUUAUACAGAUUUGAGCGAUAGGGUACAGUGCUUCAACUGUGCAGGUUGCUUUCAGGAAUGGGAAGAAGGUGAAGAUCCUAUGGAAGAACAUGCAAAAUGGUUCCCUGAUUCCAGCCACAGGGAGCCUCUGCACGCGUGUGCGCAGAACGAGCAGCAAAGGCAGCUUAUUGCAGUUCUUCCUCCCGGACAACCUUUUGAAUGCACCGCAUUUCAGAGGUUGCUGAACGGCCGGGGGGUUUAUGAGAGCAAUACUGUCUCUGUGUGUGCCCCAAUCAUUUCUCAGUUCCUAAGAGGCAAAGAUAUUUUCAACAUCAGUUCCCUUCAGGAAGCUGACCUCAGAAAUUUGAUGACACUCUUUUCUGUUUCAGAUUAUACUGAACUUCAGCUGAAAAACAGUCCUGGAUUCAUAGAAGUUAUCUGACCUGCUAUUAGCUUACAUCAUCUUAACUUGAGCAUAACAGAGCAAGAAUUACUUCUCUCAAUGUCUUUUGUGGAAUGUCUUGAGAUAGACGAAAAAGAAAUGCCAGUGAGUCAAUGUGAGAACUUUAAUGUAUUUGAUACAAUACCUGAUGGCUUCAAAAAUCUCUGUAACAUGAAGAAAUUGCUGAUGAGCAAAAUGAAGCUUGAAAACAGCUCUAGGCUGGUUGAAUUUAUUAAGAGCGUCCAAGACCUCUCUGUUUUUCACCUGGACUGCUCCAGCUACUUCAAUGCUGAAUCCCUUCUGGCAGCAAUUUCUUCAUGCAAGAAAUUAAAAGAAAUCAAGUUAACCAGGUCAUUUUUGACAGAUCAAGAUUUUCUUUCUUUAGCUGCUGCUCUGCCCAAUUUUGUCUCUCUCAAAGUGUUGGAUCUUACAAGCCAAUAUUUUGAUGACAAGGAAGCUUGUGAAAUCUUUGCAUACAAUUUAGGUGGUGGUCUUAACCUGGAGGAGCUCAUCCUUCCUGCAGGGAAGGGAAUGCCUGCAGCCAAACUGAUUGUUCAGCAGUGUCUACACCUGCCGCACCUCAGAUGCUUCUCGUUUAUCCUAUGUCUGGAUGAUGACAGCCUGUUAGAAGUAACACAGGUUGCAAACCGUAGAGGUUUCCAGAAGCUUGAAACUCUGUUAGCAAAUCACGAUGUUACAGAAACUGGUUGGAGAAACUUCAUUAGAACACUUAAUAACACGCCUGCUUUAGAAGAGCUGGACAUCAGCCCUAUGUUCACACAUCAGAUCAAAGCCAGUGCAUCAACAGUGACGGCUUUUGUCCAGCGCGUUUCUUGCUUGCCUGGUCUUGUGACAAUAGUAAUGAUGGGUUGGCUCCUUGACGCAGAGGACCUUAAAAUGUUUGAUAUCAUGAAGGAGCAGCAUCCCUAGUCUAGGAGUUUAAAAUAA
Molecule: messenger RNA, 2325 nt
Organism: Pygoscelis adeliae (Adelie penguin)
Lineage: Eukaryota; Metazoa; Chordata; Aves; Sphenisciformes; Spheniscidae
Gene: NAIP
Product: NLR family, apoptosis inhibitory protein
Biological process (GO): defense response to bacterium; detection of bacterium; pyroptotic inflammatory response
Cellular component (GO): IPAF inflammasome complex
Molecular function (GO): ATP binding; cysteine-type endopeptidase inhibitor activity involved in apoptotic process
Source: RefSeq, a predicted model, not a curated record